Molecule: messenger RNA, 1889 nt
Organism: Carica papaya (papaya)
Lineage: Eukaryota; Viridiplantae; Streptophyta; Magnoliopsida; Brassicales; Caricaceae
Source: RefSeq, a predicted model, not a curated record
CUGAAUAUGCUCGUAAGUUCCUGAAGUUGGGUCGAUAUUCUCCUGAGAGCAUGAUGGACGAAGGCAGGAAGGCUAGAAGGUUCGAGUGGGGUCUUCGUCCUGAGAUCAGACAGCAGUUGUUUGUGUUCGAGCUCAACACUUAUUCGGCUGUUCUGGCUAAGGCACAGUUAGCGGAGAUGAGCCUUCGCAUUUUCCCUCUAGCAACAGGGAACCUCAGGCCCUCAGCUCCACACCGUAGAUCAGCACCUAUUGCACCUGUUCAACAGAACAAGAAACCCAGGUCAAUGAUUCAGGCUCCCCCUCAGGUUCCAGCAGCAGGACGUGGCAAGAUCUGUCAGUAUUGUGGCAAGUAUCAUGGAGACCGACCCUGCUAUCUCCUCAAUAACACUUGCCGCAUAUGUGGUAGCGCCCAACAUUAUGCAAGGGAGUGCCCGAGGAACCAGAAUCAGGCCAGACCUUCUAUUCAGGACGGGGCUUACAAUAUCACUCAGUAGGAUGCAGAAGCCAACCCGGACGUGGUACAAGGAUAACUAUAGUUCUCAUCAUCUUCCUGUGAAAUUCACAAACAUGCUCAAAAUCCUCCUGUUCCGGUGAGACAGUUUUUGAUUCAAUAACUCUUUUUCUCUAACAUUUCCUGCCAUUUUCCCAAGAAAAUCCAAUGGCAACAAGGCUUGCCCUAUCUCUCAGAUCUCAAUUGGUCAGAACCCUGCACCCCAACCCAGGUAUCCUCUCCAACAUAAAAUCUUCUCCAUUGAUCUUCUCACAAAUUUCCCACCUUCCUCCAGAUCCUAUAAAAAACUCCGCAUUAACACUACUUCGGUCCUUUUCUAUUGCCCGGCGCCACCCAACUAGGCCAAAACGUAUAGACAUUGGGGCUCGGGCCCGCCAACUUCAGACCCGCCAUCUCUGGACGUACGCAUUGACUUUCAGUUUUAUUGCUGGUUUUGUGGUGAUCGUGCUCAAUCAAUUUCAAGACCAACUGGUAUUCUAUGUGACCCCAACUGAUGCCCUUGAGAAAUACAAGGCAAACCCAACAAAGACCAAGUUCAGGCUUGGUGGAUUGGUCCUUGAAGGCAGUGUAGCACAGCCUGCAUCAUCUCCGGAGAUGGAGUUUGUGAUCACUGACUUAGUCACUGAUAUCUUGGUAAGGUACCAGGGGUCCUUGCCCGAUCUAUUCAGGGAGGGCCAUUCCGUGGUGGUUGAAGGGUUUGUAAAACCAUUCACAAACGAAAUAAAGAAUGGAGCCUCGAGGAAGAGCGUUUCUGGCAAGGCAAGGAGUGGAGAUUGCUAUUUCUCUGCAACAGAGGUUCUUGCUAAGCAUGAUGAAAAAUAUAUGCCUCAAGAGGUAGCAGCAGCAAUUGAGAAGAACAAGAAGUUGAUUCAGGGGAGCGAGGAAGGACAAGGAGCAAAGGAAUCACCAUAGACUGAUGGGUAUAGUUUAUUUCUUCUGAGAUUCCACCAACUUUCGGGUAAAUGGGUAACUUGAUUCUUGCUAUUAGAUAUCUGACUAGAAGAGUAAAUGGAUUAUAAGUCAGAUUGGUCUGGGUGAUAUGUAGAUAGAGAAGUUCUUAUAGUAGCGGUUAAUUGCUUGAGCCAUUUGAUUCAUAUCUAUUCUUGUUGGAAAGCCACUUGAGUGGUUAUAUAAUUGUGUACUUGCUACUAUACAUUCUUUACUUGACAAAUGUGUCAUUAUUUAUUUAGCCACUGUCCUGCUCAGGACAUGCUUGAGUUAAAAAAUGACUAUUGAAUAGUUAUUCAAUAGUUCGGGAUUGGUUUCAUAGUUGUUGAGAUGAAAGUAUAUGGUUCUGGACAUUAAUUUCCUCAUAUACCAUACUUUCUCUCGUUGUUUCACCCGAUAAUAAGCCCUGUAAUAUAUAAAAAAAAAAAAA